AUGUAUCGUGCCCAAGAAGUCGAUGAUACUCAGGCGCCACGACUUGUUGGUAUGGUGCAACAGUUAGCACAUCAAGCCAGGUUACCAAUGCCCCGUGUUUAUAUUGUUCCUAACCAAACACCGAAUGCUUUUGCUACUGGACGUAACCCCGAACAUGCUGCUGUUGCUGCAACUGAAGGCCUUUUAAACCUUCUCGAUGAUGAAGAGCUAGCAGGUGUAAUGGCUCACGAAUUAGCACAUAUCAAACACCGGGAUAUUCUAAUUAGUUCCGUGGUUGCCACCGUUGCCGGUGCCAUUAGUGCACUAGCGUCGAUGAUUAAAUGGGGACUUAUUUUUGGUGUUAAUCGCAAUGGCCGCGAUCAAGGUAGUAAUCUUGGUACCUUAGCCAUGGCAAUUGUUGCGCCUCUAAUUGCAUUAUUGUUACAAAUGGCGAUCAGUCGGUCACGAGAAUUUGCGGCAGAUGCUGAAGGCGCACGCAUUGCCCAUAACCCUCUAGGACUCGCGCGUGCACUACGUAAAAUUUCUCAAGGCGUUGAGCGGGCUCCGAUGGAUGCCUCUCCGGCACACCAAGCCAGUGCACAUCUAUUUAUUGCAAGUCCAUUUCGUGGGCGUGAUAUGCUGGCUCUACUUAGUACUCAUCCUAAAGUAGAAGAGCGUAUUGAACGUUUAGAGCAGAUGGCUAGGGGGGAAAGAUAG
Molecule: messenger RNA, 696 nt
Organism: Ylistrum balloti
Lineage: Eukaryota; Metazoa; Mollusca; Bivalvia; Pectinida; Pectinidae
Product: protease HtpX homolog
Exons: 1
Coding region: 1-696 (231 amino acids)
Biological process (GO): proteolysis
Molecular function (GO): metalloendopeptidase activity
Source: RefSeq, a predicted model, not a curated record